AUGGCCAAGACCGCAUUCAUCACCGGCGGGAAUGGAAUCACCGGGUCCGCGAUAUUGGAGUAUCUGGUACAGAAUACAACAGAUCGGGAAUGGAAGAAGUUCGUCGUGACGUCCAGGUCGCCUUUCAAGACCACCGUAUCGGAUCCGCGCAUCGAGUUCAUCGCCCUUGACUUCACCAAGGACGCCACGGAGCUCUCUUCCGCCAUGCGAGGCGUGUGUGCGGAUGUGACGCACGCAUACUUCUCCUCCUAUGUCCACAAGGACGACUUCGCGGAGCUGAACAAGGCGAAUGAAGCGCUCUUCCAAAACUUCAUCGACGCCCUUCUCCCCGUCGCUCCCAAGCUGGAGAACUGCACGCUGCAGACGGGCGGCAAGUAUUACAACGUCCAUCUGCAUCCAGUCCCCUCGCCGGCUCGUGAGGAGGAUCCGAGACUGGGCCGCCAUGAGGACAACUUCUACUUUCCGCAAGAGAACAUCCUCGCGGAGCGCCAGCGCGGACAAGCAUGGGGCUGGAACGUGAUACGGCCUGAAGCGAUCAUCGGAUAUACGUCGAAACCCAAUGGCAUGAACUCCGCCCUGACGUACGCAUUGUACUUUCUCAUCUGUAAGGAGCUGGGGCAUGAUGCACCCAUGCCGACGAACCAGCGGUACUGGAGUGGAACGGACGAUUGUAGCGAUGCUGAAUUGAUCGCCGAGUUUACUAUCUGGGCAUCGACGAAUCCCAAAUGCGCCAACCAAGCGUUCAACAUCGUCAACGGGGAUCAUUUGACCUGGCGGUAUCUCUGGCCACGAUUGGCUGAAAGGCUCGGUGCCAAAGCCUCGGUGAACCACGAAUUCAAGAAGCCGGUUCCUGACGAAGGCGUGCCUCAACAAGAGUUCUCGCUCGCCGAAUGGUCCAAAGAUAAGCGCCCCGUGUGGGACAAGAUGUGCGAGGCCGCAGGUGUGCCAGAAGCGAAGGCAACCUUUGACGCGGGUACUUGGGCGUACCAGGACUGGGUCUUUCAGCGAUCAUGGAGCGCAACGCUGAGCAUGAGUAAAGCACGCAAGUUCGGGUGGCAAGGGUACAAGGAUUCGUAUGACUCCAUCACCGACGCUUUUGCAAAGUUCAAAGAACUCAAACAGAUUCCGUAA
Neohortaea acidophila is the source of this 1131-nucleotide messenger RNA. RefSeq lists its product as uncharacterized. Bases 1 to 1131 code for a protein of 376 amino acids. The transcript has a single exon. The record is from RefSeq and is a predicted model, not a curated record. Lineage: Eukaryota; Fungi; Ascomycota; Dothideomycetes; Mycosphaerellales; Teratosphaeriaceae.